Aspergillus candidus is the source of this 754-nucleotide messenger RNA. Its product is annotated as U6 snRNA-associated Sm-like protein LSm4. Gene Ontology annotation, molecular function: U6 snRNA binding. Gene Ontology annotation, cellular component: spliceosomal tri-snRNP complex; P-body; U6 snRNP. The record is from RefSeq and is a predicted model, not a curated record. NCBI's taxonomy places the organism in Eukaryota, Fungi, Ascomycota, Eurotiomycetes, Eurotiales, Aspergillaceae. The transcript is spliced from 3 exons. The coding region runs from base 223 to 594 and encodes 123 amino acids. Gene Ontology annotation, biological process: P-body assembly; nuclear-transcribed mRNA catabolic process; spliceosomal snRNP assembly.
GAUCACCGUCGCUGAAGCUGGUGCGGAGCUCGUUGGUGAUCAUAUCCAACAUUGUGUAUACUGGAGGGGUCUCAAUCUCCUGCCUUUGACUUUCUGGCUUACCACUAUCGCCGUUUCAUUUACUUCUUAGUCUUGCGACUCGCAAGCCUUUUCCCGCCAUAUUAUUGCCUCAAAUCUCGACCAACCUUCUCACACAAUUUACCUUGAUUGAUCACGAUUACAAUGUUGCCUCUAGGUCUACUCACGGCCGCCCAGGGCCACCCGAUGCUGGUGGAACUCAAGAACGGCGAAACGCUGAACGGACAUCUGGCCAAUUGCGACAACUGGAUGAACCUCAUCCUGAAGGAGGUGGUUCAAACCAGCCCGGAAGGCGAUCGAUUUUUCAGACUCCCCGAGGUCUACAUCAGAGGAAAUAACAUUAAGUACCUUCGAAUCCCCGAAGAGAUUGUCGAGUUAGUCAAGGAGCAACAACAGAACCAGCCGCAGAAUCGCGGCCGGGGUGGAUACCGGGAAGGUGGACGAGGCGAUCGUGGCGGUCGUGGCGGCCGCGGCCGCGGUAGGGGCCGGGGCGGCCGGGGUGGACAUCAGGUAUGAAUUUGCACUUGAAUAGAAUGAGGAUCAAUGAGGAUAGAUACCCCCGGGGAGACAGAGGAUAGGGACUUUGUUAGCGAGGUCUAUUUGGCAUGUUAGUUGAGCAUGGCCUUGGCGUAUGUGGCUCUGUAUUGUUUUCCGUGGAAUCCCUGCUAUUAGGAAC